AUGAACCAUCCCAGCAUUGAAGAGGUUGACCGGGUUCUCCAUGAGCACUCCCUGGGUGAGAUGUGGUAUAGGAGCCUGUCUCAGUUCAAUAUGGAAGGUGACAUGAAGACUCUGGAUGUGGCAAGGAGACCGUUCAAUGUGAUGGUGGACUUCUAUGAUCCAGUAGAGGAUGAGGACCCUGAUUGUAAGCAUGGUGACAUUGUCUUUCCCCAUCUACUGGAUUCUAACUUCAAACAGUUGGAUACACAUACAAAGAACAUCUGCAAGGCAAAGGCACAGGGAGGGGGAGAUGAUAACAAUGGAGGAGGUCAUCAUGGUGGUGGGGUGAGUGGCAAGCACAAGGGAGGUGAUAAGGGCAAGGGAUGA
Pisolithus orientalis is the source of this 366-nucleotide messenger RNA. RefSeq lists its product as uncharacterized. Lineage: Eukaryota; Fungi; Basidiomycota; Agaricomycetes; Boletales; Pisolithaceae. Bases 1 to 366 code for a protein of 121 amino acids. The record is from RefSeq and is a predicted model, not a curated record. The transcript is spliced from 3 exons.